Puccinia triticina is the source of this 528-nucleotide messenger RNA. RefSeq lists its product as uncharacterized. The transcript is spliced from 2 exons. Lineage: Eukaryota; Fungi; Basidiomycota; Pucciniomycetes; Pucciniales; Pucciniaceae. The coding region runs from base 1 to 528 and encodes 175 amino acids. The record is from RefSeq and is a predicted model, not a curated record.
AUGGCCAACGAACCGGCCCAGUCCGACGGCCUCAGUUUCCUCAGUGAAUCUUCCAAUGCGCCGAGCUCAACGCCGGAUGAAGAGAAACCCUCUGAAGAUGAUGAGGCUUGCUCGUCAAGCCACUCAAGCUCCGCGAGAUAUUCGGAAAAUCACGACUCAGAUGAGUCAGCCAUUGACACCCCAACCAACAACUCACCAGAUGCUCCCAUCCAGGCCACUACCAAGAAGGCCGUCGAACCUCCCAUCCAAGCGCCGUCAACCGAAGAUCUUGUCGAGACGGGUUUGAUCUUUGAGGGAAGCUCAAUCCCCCCCACCACCCGCUCAAGGUAUUGCAAACUCGGCUCACCAGACUCCCUCGAUCGCUCCCUCGAUCGUGUUAUUGGAUGGUCCGCCGAGCUCAUGGGAUUCAAACUCAGCUCACCAGACUCCCUCGAUCGCUCCCUUGAUCGUGUUAUUGGAUGGUCCGCCGAGCUCAUGGGAAUCCUCCGCGCCCGCAGAAGGACAGGCGAGACAACCUGUUUUCCCUGA